Messenger RNA from Strongylus vulgaris, 324 nucleotides. NCBI's taxonomy places the organism in Eukaryota, Metazoa, Nematoda, Chromadorea, Rhabditida, Strongylidae. The record is from the annotation of a GenBank genome assembly.
AUAGACAAAAUCAUUAGCCUUUUGGGCACACCGACUACAAAAAUUUGGCCUGAACUUGAAUCGAUGCCGCUGUUGGAAAAUUUUACGUUAAAAACACAACCUUUCAACAACGUCAAGGUGGUGUUCGAAUCAGCUUCAGUAUCAGCGAUUGAUCUGCUGAAUGCGUUAUUUAUGUACGAUCCCAAAAAGCGUAUCAGCGCAGCAGAUGCGCUAGCACAUCCUUUCUUUACGGAACGACCAUUGCCGUGUGAUCCAGUUUUAAUACCUUCGCUACCCCCAACCUACACGAAGAAAAGGAAGCGAGACGAAUCUCCACAGCGAUGA